UUCGCCAAGGUAAUUUUUGAAACUUCAAUCACUUUCAUAAUAGAAGCUAAACGGACUGACAAUAUUAUGUUUCCCAGGCCAGGGUUUAUUUGGCACCGUGGAUUUUUUUCCUCAAAUCACCAAACUGUUGUAUAAGCAGUUUUUGGAUGUGGAACGAGUGGGCAGUUUGUCUUUCACCCUCCUUUAACACGCAUCUGUUUGUUUGCUGCCAGAUUAUAUCAACUGGUCCUAACCCAGAGUGGGAUGAGAGCUUUGCAUGGACAUUUGAGAGUCCUCCUAAAGGUCAGAAGCUUCACAUUUCAUGCAAGAACAAGAGCAAAAUGGGGAAGAGUUCAUUCGGAAAGGUAACCAUUCAAAUUGACCGUGUAGUAAUGUUGGGGGCAGUUGCUGGGGAGUAUACUCUGUUGCCUGAAAGCAAAAGUGGACCUUCAAGGAAUUUGGAAAUAGAAUUCCAGUGGUCUAACAAAUAGUGGCCAAGCUAAGGUUUUAGUAACUCAACUGCCAAAUAGAGUUAAUACAUUGUUUACAGAUUUUCAUCAGACAUUUUCCCAUUAUAUUUAUUGUGUGGUGUAUAUAGUUUGGAUAAUCUUUUUGUAGUACUGAAACGCCUUUUGUUGAUGCAUUCUUUUGUAAUUCGAGUGAAUUUCAUUUUAGUUGGAAAGGUAUGAAGUAUGUUACUUUGUAAUUUUCGUACACGCAAAAUAUUUGUGGCAAAA
This is a messenger RNA of Olea europaea var. sylvestris, 716 nucleotides long. RefSeq names its product protein CELLULOSE SYNTHASE INTERACTIVE 1-like. The record is from RefSeq and is a predicted model, not a curated record. Gene Ontology annotation, cellular component: cellulose synthase complex. Lineage: Eukaryota; Viridiplantae; Streptophyta; Magnoliopsida; Lamiales; Oleaceae. Gene Ontology annotation, biological process: regulation of cellulose biosynthetic process; anisotropic cell growth. The transcript is spliced from 2 exons. Gene Ontology annotation, molecular function: microtubule binding. Bases 147 to 470 code for a protein of 107 amino acids.